UCCGGCGCACCAGUUGGUUCGCACUCAGAUUCUAAUAUUUUUCUGAUUAAAUGAUUAUGUUCUAAGUGAAGGAGCAAGCGCUAUAGGGUUCAUUGCUGUGCGUUUUAGGACGGUCUGGGUGUUUUUAGCAUCAUAAAACUUCUGUGCUUUUCCGGAGCAUAGUGAGCAAAACUAAGAAAGAAACAAGGAUCGCGUAGGUAAGGUUCAUAUCUUUCCAAGAUGGUCCUGAGAGUGAAAAUCCCAUACCUUCUGAAAUUGGACUCUUGCUUCUGUCUCUCCUUGAGAACAGGUUCCUUCCUAUUCGGAUGUAUUUCCUCGUUUUUUGCUCUGCAUUACGUCCUGGAGGCAUAUCCUGGGGCCAAAUUUACAUGCUGUGAACGGAAUUUCAUAAAUGAAAGUGGUAUAUUCAUGAUAUCGUCAUUGAUCGAAUUGCUAACCAGUGGCGGACCACUACUUAUAGGAGCAUAUGCGAAUAAAACUGGAUUGUUGAGGCUUUAUAUUAUCUUGAAUACCGUGAAAAUGAUCCUACUGAUUUGCAGUAUGAUUUUUUGGGUGAACGUUGCAAUGUUUAUGUACGAUGCCCCACUGAAUGAUGUCGCACGCGAUAGGUCACAUCAACACAGUUCUUUCAUCAGGGAAACUACUAUCUCUCACGUGAUGGUUUUCAUACUUGUUUGGUUCCAGACAUCGGUGGUGAGAAGUUAUUAUGAUCAAUUGAUGCAAAAAACUCAAUUGUUAAAAGGCUCUCCAAUUGGAGUCUGAUAUCAAUUACCGUCCAACCGCAACCAUAAUACCUACUAAUAAAAUAUUAUUUAUUUUAAACUGACCUACAAAAUCUGAUGAAUUCAGUUUUUACACAAAUAAACCAUUCAACACCUCUGACUACGAAGCUUA
Messenger RNA from Bemisia tabaci, 894 nucleotides. RefSeq lists its product as uncharacterized. Lineage: Eukaryota; Metazoa; Arthropoda; Insecta; Hemiptera; Aleyrodidae. The record is from RefSeq and is a predicted model, not a curated record.